CUUUUGGGAAGGCUGCGGGUCAACCGUCCGGCGUCUCAGCUUCCCGGCGCAGGAGGUCCGGCUCCGCGAUUUAUACCUCUCAAGAGUCUUCAUGUUCUCCCAUGUUUCUCUAGAAAUAAGCCCAGUCAUGGAAAUCUGAAAAUUUUUAUAAGAAGAUGCAGUUUGCUUUGGGGUGUGCUUUUGUGUAUGAAUAGUUAUAUAAAAUACUGAGUUUUCAAAAAGAAGGCUAGUGCAACAGAAAAGCUGUGGUAAAACAGGUUCUUAGGUAUUUGUGAUAACAGAAGAAAGCUAUUUCUCAAAUUGAUUCAUUCUUAAUUAUAACAGACUUAUAGUGGGAAUGGGCCUUAAACACAGGUGGACUUUAUAAGAUGCAGUCUAAGUUUGUGUACAAAUACUGUCUAUUGACCAGAUGUAUUAAAAUGAUAGACACAUUAUUAAGGGGGUGAUAGAUAAGAUUUAACAGUGAGAGAGUAACAGUUUAAGCUUUAAGCUCAGUUCCUUUACCACGAGUCCUACAGUCUUCAUAGAGCUGUGUUGCUUCCUCAGAAGUUAACUGCAGUUGAUGUAACCCACUUUAGAGACUACUGUGAUAAUGAGCAGCUGUAUGACUCUUAGGAAACACCAGAUGCAGACUUCACUUCCUUCCAUUUGGUAGGAAAAGUAGUUCUGAUGUCAUAUUUUUAAGUCCUUAUAAGGGAAAAGAGCUGAACCUGAAUAUAUGUCUUAGUAUCUAGGCUUCAUAACUAGUAAUGAGAAGUAAGUAAUGGGUAAAUAGCUCUCAGAUUACCUAGAAGAGUUCAUGUGACCCCAAAGAGUCUUGACUAGUGUCUUGGCAUGUGAGACAGAUUUGUCCUGUGUGAAUGUCAGCUCACCAGUCCAAUCAGAAGACAGUGAAUCGAUCCAGUUAGGUGCCUGCUAUUUCAUUUCUAUCUGUGGUAAAGAUCUAAUGUGAAGUGGUGAGAAGCUUCAUAUGGAAGUUUAAGCUGUCAGAAAUACUAUUUUUAUUCAUGAACAAAACUGUCUCCCAGAGGUCCAAGGUACCUUUCACUCAAAAACUAAAAGUAUAAUGGAGAAUAGCACAAUCUUGUCAAAUUGGACAAAAGAGAGUAAAGAAAAAAUGAAGUAUGACUUUUCGUGUGAACUCUACAGAAUGUCCACAUACUCGGCUUUUCCCAGGGGAGUUCCUGUCUCGGAAAGGAGUCUGGCUCGUGCUGGCUUUUAUUAUACAGGUGUGAAUGACAAAGUCAAGUGCUUCUGCUGUGGCCUGAUGUUGGAUAACUGGAAACAAGGAGACAGUCCUGUUGAAAAGCACAGACAGUUCUAUCCCAGCUGCAGCUUUGUACAGACUCUGCUUUCAUCCAGUCUGCAGUCUCCAUCUAAGAACAUGUCUCCUGUAAAAAGUAGAUUUGUACAUUCGUCACCUCUGGACCAAGGUAGCAUUCCCUCCAACCUGUCCUCAAACCCUCUUAAUUCUAGAGCAGUGGAAGAUUUCUCAUCGAGGAUGAAUCCCUGCAGCUAUGCCAUGAGUACAGAAGAGGCCAGAUUUCUUACUUACAGUAUGUGGCCUUUAAGUUUUCUGUCACCAGCAGAGCUGGCCAGAGCUGGCUUCUAUUACAUAGGGCCUGGAGACAGGGUGGCCUGUUUUGCCUGUGGUGGGAAACUGAGCAACUGGGAGCCGAAGGAUGAUGCUAUGUCAGAGCACCGGAGACAUUUUCCCCACUGUCCAUUUCUGGAAAAUACUUCAGAAGCACAGAGGUUUAGUAUAUCAAAUCUAAGUAUGCAGACACACUCUGCUCGAAUGAGGACGUUUCUGUACUGGCCAUCUAGUGUUCCUGUUCAGCCUGAGCAGCUUGCAAGUGCUGGAUUUUAUUAUGUGGAUCGUAAUGAUGAUGUCAAAUGUUUUUGUUGUGAUGGUGGCUUGAGAUGUUGGGAACCCGGAGAUGACCCCUGGAUAGAACAUGCCAAAUGGUUUCCAAGGUGUGAGUUCUUGAUACGGAUGAAGGGUCAGGAGUUUGUUGAUGAGAUUCAAGCUAGAUAUCCUCAUCUUCUUGAGCAGCUGUUGUCCACUUCAGACACCCCAGAAGAAGAAAAUGCUGAUCCUCCAGUCGUGCAUUUUGGCCCUGGAGAAAGUUCAGAAGAUGUUGUCAUGAUGAGCACGCCUGUGGUUAAAGCAGCCUUGGAAAUGGGCUUUAGUAGGAGCCUGGUGAGACAGACGGUUCAGCGUCAGAUCCUGGCCACUGGUGAAAACUACAGGACAGUCAAUGAUAUUGUCUCAGCACUUCUGAAUGCUGAAGAUGAGAGAAGAGAAGAGGAGAAGGAAAGACAGACUGAAGAGACGGCAUCAGGUGACUUGUCGCUGAUUCGGAAGAAUAGAAUGGCCCUCUUUCAGCAGUUGACGAGUGUCCUUCCUAUCCUGGAUAAUCUUCUUGAAGCCAGUGUAAUUACAAAACAGGAACAUGAUAUUAUCAGACAGAAAACACAGAUACCCUUACAAGCAAGAGAGCUUAUUGACACCAUUUUAGUCAAGGGAAAUGCUGCAGCCAACAUCUUCAAAAACUCUCUGAAGGAAAUUGAUUCCACAUUAUAUGAAAACUUAUUUGUGGAAAAGAAUAUGAAGUAUGUUCCAACAGAAGACGUUUCAGGCUUGUCAUUGGAAGAACAGUUGCGGAGAUUACAAGAAGAACGAACUUGCAAAGUGUGUAUGGACAGAGAAGUUUCUAUCGUGUUCAUUCCUUGUGGUCAUCUGGUAGUCUGCCAAGAAUGUGCCCCUUCCCUGAGAAAGUGCCCCAUCUGCAGGGGGACAAUCAAGGGGACUGUGCGCACAUUUCUCUCAUGAGUGAAGAAUGGACUGAAAAGUAUUGUUGGACAUCAGAAGUUGUCUGAACAAAGAGUGAACUACUGAUUCAGCUAUUCAGCAGAAUAUUCAUGUUCUACUCUUUCUCAAGAUAAGUAAUCUUGCUUUAUGAAAGUAUUGUAUAUUUAAUCUUAGUCUGUAGCAAGGGAAGGUCUUUGUUGGUGAGCUACAGGAGUGUAUAUGUCCUAGAGCAGGAGUGGGGAUGCUUGCUGUAUGUCCUUCAGGACUUCCUGGAUUUGGAAUUUGUGAAAGCUUUGGAUUCAGGUGAUGUGGAAUUCAGAAGUCCUGAAACCAAUGGCCUUGGCACUCAGCAGUUACGGUGCCCUGUGCUUCUUGGUGCUUUUCCCUUGUGGAAAGUAAGGAUUUUUUUCUAUUAUUGGUAAAUAAUAUAUUGUGAGAAACAUACUAAAGUGUUUUUUUUUUUUAAAGGCUUGUUGUCGCUUCUCUAUCCAACUAGCAGACAGGAACAACGCAACGCGGAGUUCUCUCAAAGCAGUUUAUUCAGGAACCCUUUACAACAUCUCUCAGGAAGCCUCUGAUUCCAGUUGCGUUCGCUUUUUUAUCCCCAAGCUGUCCCCCAUAUAGUGCCUGCCACGUGGGGUAGUUUCAUUGGUACACGUCAAGUGGCCUGAUAAUGCGUAGCAUCAAGACUGCUGUGGCUCUUUGUGGGGUGUAUAAGGAAGUCAGGUGCUAGUCAUAAGACUUGGCAGUAGUCCCAGGCGCCAUCUUAGCUGGCCGCCAAACCUGCUCCUCACAAUUCCCCCUUAUUAAAUUUUGGCAGAGAGAAUGCCUGUCUUAGGUUGCCCCUUGCAAGCAACGCUCCUUACCUGUUAUGGGGAGUCAAACAGCUUUGGUUCGGUCCUUGUCUUAGGUUGGUAGCUUGCCCAAGGAGUCUUACCCAUCAUUGACUACUUCUCUAGCAUGCCAAGCCACACUUGAGGAGAUUGUCCCAUCUCCACUGCUACAAACGCUUGUACUAUCAAGGCCUGAUUCUCAUUAUGUCGGGCUCUCAUUUUACACAUGCACCAAAAGGCAAGGCAACUAACGAGGAUCAGACACAUAGCUACCCCUCCCGAUUCCCGCCCACUCUUUAAUGUGGGACAUUGCUUGAAGAAUCCAGCUGGUAAAUACGGAGGCCAAGGAAGUAUCCACUCUGGUAGAAUUGAUGUGAAUGAUGGAUUGUCUCAGCUCCCUCAGCAUCCUGUCAAAAUCUCGUGACCAGUUUGCUACAAGAUACUGAGAAAGACCUUGGGAGAGAUUACUGGCAUGACUCGCAUUCUGAAAUGAGAUGGAGGUAAUGCACAGGCCUGUGUAUUUCCACAUGCAGCCCAGCUGGGCUAAUUCCAUUAAUAUAUCCACUUGUUCCUGAACAAGAUCAACUCUCUGAUUAAGUAAGAGAAUGCCCGCCUUCAAAUGACUAUAUUUCCUUGCAUAUCCAAAGCCUCUGCAACUGCUGCAGACAUACUAUUAAAGGCAGCCGCUGGUUGAACAGUUGUAG
This is a messenger RNA of Arvicanthis niloticus (Nile rat), 4352 nucleotides long. NCBI's taxonomy places the organism in Eukaryota, Metazoa, Chordata, Mammalia, Rodentia, Muridae. The record is from RefSeq and is a predicted model, not a curated record.